Messenger RNA from Oikopleura dioica, 1233 nucleotides. The record is from the annotation of a GenBank genome assembly. Lineage: Eukaryota; Metazoa; Chordata; Appendicularia; Copelata; Oikopleuridae.
AUGUCUGCUCUGAGAAGGUCAAUCGCCAACGCCAACAAUGAUGUUAUUAAUACGCAGUACUACACGCAAAAGUUGAAUGAGUACGAGUGGCCUCCAGAUUCUGGAUACAAAUUCGUGCUCACUGAGCAACUGCUCGCCUUUUUGGACUUUUCGGGGAAUUUCAAGCGCAAGUAUCCCACAGUGCAGACUAGGAAGCUGGACCAAAUGGAGAUCAAGCAUCUCUUCGCGCUCGAGUAUCUGAACGAGGCGCAGUACUCGAUCGGAGUUUCGGCUAUGCUCAUGGGUGACGCGCUCGACUUGAUGAAGGACGAGUUCCCGAGCAAACAUGAAGAGUACAUCCGAUACAAAAUGAAAGACCAGCACAAAACAAUGAUCGUGGAGAUCCCGGCGGAGGAAAUGCCGGCCCAGCUAAAAGGCGACGAAAUCGGUCGCUUCCUUCAACAAAAUGCUCAAUCAAAUGCGAAAGGAAAACUAAAAGACUGGCAGACAAGAAAGUCACCUUAUCCCGUCCCGGUUCUCUCUGGACAGUAUCACAACGACUUCAAGACCUACUCGCCGCAGCAACUGCGUAAGCUUCCCCUCAGCUCCUGCCUCGAAGUCUUGCCAGUUGAAGGAAAUGAAUUGGCACUGACAGUUUUUGACGACGAUGAGCUGAGAGUGGACCCGAUGGAGGAGCUCGUCUCAGAGGACGAGAGCGAGAUAGCCGCAAAAGAAGAAGAAACAGAGGAGGUGAAGGAAGAAGAAGAAAAAGCGGGGACAAUCGAAGAAUCAGAAAACGCAAAGGAGAAUGAUGUCGAGGAACACGAAGAGGACAAGGAGUCGUCUGCAUCAGGUGUCUCUGACGAUGUCUGUUGCACUUGCCGCGAAAAGUACAAUCCAGAAGGCGACAAAUUUGCCCGAUGCACAGUUUGCGAUCGUUCUUCGCACUCGGCCUGCUUGGGUCUCACUGAUGAUCAACAUGAAGUUAUACAGACCUACUCGUGGGCCUGCAUAGAGUGCAAAACGUGUACCGUUUGUGCGCAGAGCAGAAACGAGGAACAAAUAUUGUUUUGCGACCGCUGCGAUAGAGGCUUCCACACUUUUUGCGUCGCUCUUCGACGGCUGCCGAAAGACGAAAUUUGGAUUUGCCGCUUCUGCUUCAAGGACGACCCGGGCUACUCAGAGCGUAAAGGUGGCAAGCGCAUGAGAGAGCGUCGCAAAAAGAAGGCGCUCCGCGAAUUCAUGGAUCCUUGA